AUGAUUAUAAAAAAUGCCGCUCGAACAUGGAAAGCAUCAAAAAUGUUUAAUUUAAAUUUUUUUAACAAUUUAUAUGAAAGUAUUGACGGUGCUUAUGAAUCUAUUGAAGAUGAAUGCCAAUUUUUACACUUCAAAAGUAACUUUUCAUUAUUGAAACAAGUUUUAACAAUGAACGAACAACAAGCAUCUAAUUAUUUAAAUAAAAAUCCUUGGUAUGUUGGAUGGAAAAAUUGCCAUCCACAGGUAUUAGACGUAAUGAAGAAAUAUUAUGACUCACCUCAUUUUUUGCCACUUGAUACAGAGAUACCACAGACAAAUUAUAUUUUUAUUGGGUAUGACCAAGGAGCAAACAUGCAUUUGGAUUACAUUCCUCGACUGAUGUGGCAAGGACAACUCGCUGGAAAAAAAAUAUGGUCAGUUGCUCCAACUCCUGAAUGUGAUAGUGUCUGCAAACGUUUUAAUUUUUCGGUAGAUACAGGAGAUAUAGUAUUGCUUGAUACUAGAGUCUGGUAUCAUGCCACACUCAUCAAAGAUAAUACUUUAAGUCUUACUAUUACAUCAGAGUAUGGUUGA
Molecule: messenger RNA, 573 nt
Organism: Cotesia congregata
Lineage: Eukaryota; Metazoa; Arthropoda; Insecta; Hymenoptera; Braconidae
Source: the annotation of a GenBank genome assembly